CAAUAGUAUUCCUGCCAUGGGCAGGAACUAAAAAUUGAAGUAUACACUUUUCAAUCCUUAACUUACACAAAAUUAGAUCCUUCUCAACAAUGUGCUGCUAUGAUUUUGUGGACUUGUAGGACAAUUCAAAGGUUUUGACAGAGUCAUCUAUUGUUCUGUUGCCUAGGACUAAUAUUUUCACACAUCAUCGCAGAGCAAGCUGAGGAAGCGUUACCCAGAUACAAAUAAACAGAGGAGCCGAUGAUGAAAAUGAAGAUCUUCACCAAGGGUAUUUCUAAUUCCUUCCUUACUAGUUAUUUAGUAAAAUCCUAUUCUGAAUUAUGCUUUCCAAGUUCAGAAAUCGACAGAAUUUGCAAAAUUAUAAACGACCAUUCAUUCCCACAUCCCACUAUGGAAUCCACUCUGCGCCAAAAAAAUAUUCAGCUCUCAACACCCUUAAUAGAAAAUGUAUUGGGAAGGCUAUUUACAGGCCAUGCCAAUGGCCUAAAGGUGCUGCAUUUUUUCCACUGGACAAUCCAACAAAGCCCUAGUCUUGAACACACCACUUGGGCAUACGAAAGAAUGCUCCACAUGUUGAUCAGAAUGAGGGCUUUUGAUAAAGCCUGGGAGUUGCUGGAGGAAAUGUAUGUCAAAAAAAAGAUUACCCACAAGGCCCUUAGCAUUGUUUUGUCUGCAUAUGCGCGAAGGAAAUCAUUUGAUGAAACCCUAGAAGCAUUUGAGAGAGUAGGGAAUUUUGUGGGCGAAUUGAACACAGACGCAUUUAAUGUUUUGCUUAAAGCAUUUUGUAGCAACAGAAACAUGAAACAAGCACGGGCUGUGUUUAAUAAAAUGCACCAUAGGUUUGGUGCUAAUAGACAGACAUUUAAUAUUUUGCUGCUAGGGUUUAAAGAGUCCGGCAAUGCAGUUGCAGUUGAGGUAUUUUUUAGAGAAAUGCAGAGAAGAGGGUUUGAUCCUGAUAUAGUUACCUAUAAUAUUGUUGUCGAUGCAUUGUGUAAGAAGAGAAGGAUUGAUGAUGCUUUUGAGCUUGUAGAAGUCAUUAAGAGGAAAGGUUGUAGGCCUAAUAUUUGGACUUAUACAACUUUGAUACAUGGACUUGGGAUUGUAAAGAAUAAGAAUCGGGCAUGUGAAUUAUUUGCUGAAUUGAAAAGUAGCGGCUUUGAGCCUGACACUGCAUUGUAUAAUGCUCUGAUUUGCUGUUUUUGUAAGGCAGGGGAUGUGAAGUGGGGAUUGAGAUCGAUGAAAGAGAUGGAGAAAGAAGGUGUGGGUUGCGACAACGUGACUUAUCAUACUCUUCUGUCCGCACUUACGAACCUUAGGAAAGAGGACGGAGUAUGCGAGCUGUUUGGAAGAAUGGUGGCCAGGGAUCAUGUGCUGACAAGUGCAACUGCAAUCAUGUUGAUGAAAUUUUUUUGUAGCUCUGGUCUCCAUGACAAGGCUUUCCAGUUAUGGGAUUAUGUUCUUAGAAAGGGUUGCUGUCCACAUGGUCAUGUUUCUAAUCUGUUGAUAACCGAGCUUUGUUAUAGGGGGAAAUUAGAGGAGGCGUACAAUUGUUUUGCAGAGAUACUAGGAAAAGGUCUUCAUCCUUACAAACAAUCUUUUGAUAUACUACAAAAGUUUUAUAGAGAAGCGAGAAGAGAAAACCAGCUUUCACAGCUAGAAGAGAAGAUGAGACAGUUACAAAGUUGUCUUCCUGCUUCGGAGGAAUAUGUAUCUGUUCUUUCAGAGAGUGAAAAACAACAUUAUGCUUCUUGGAGAUGCUGAUAUGCUUCAAUUUGAUUGGCACACAAUAUUUCUUCUUCAGGGCCUUGUUAUUUCAAAGACAUAAUGUCAGUGGGCUUUGCACAAUGCCUUGCACAACUAUAGAGCCUAGCUUUCACAUGUCAGAAUGAUAAGUGAAAGGGUUUAGGAGGUUUAAGGAAUCAUAU
Cryptomeria japonica (Japanese cedar) is the source of this 1925-nucleotide messenger RNA. Its product is annotated as pentatricopeptide repeat-containing protein At3g61360. The record is from RefSeq and is a predicted model, not a curated record. The transcript has a single exon. Gene Ontology annotation, molecular function: protein binding. NCBI's taxonomy places the organism in Eukaryota, Viridiplantae, Streptophyta, Pinopsida, Cupressales, Cupressaceae. Bases 241 to 1761 code for a protein of 506 amino acids.